Molecule: messenger RNA, 471 nt
Organism: Salvia splendens (bonfire salvia)
Lineage: Eukaryota; Viridiplantae; Streptophyta; Magnoliopsida; Lamiales; Lamiaceae
Product: vesicle-associated membrane protein 711
Exons: 3
Coding region: 1-471 (156 amino acids)
Source: RefSeq, a predicted model, not a curated record
AUGAAUGAUGAUUUUUCAAGGGUCCUCAGCCAACAAAUUGAGUAUUUCUCAAGUGAUCCUAAUGCUGAUAGGAUAAACCGGCUUAAAGGUGAAAGGAGCCAGGUUCGGAAUGUCAUGAUUGAGAACAUUGAUAAAGUUCUGGAUAGAGGUGAUCGGCUAGAAUUAUUGGUUGAUAACAUUGCCACUAUGCAAGGGAACACUUUACGAUUCAGGAAGCAAGCUCGCCAUUUUAGAAACAAUGUAUGGUGGAGAAAUGUCAAGCUUACGAUUGCAUUGAUAUUCCUUCUCCUGUGUAUGCUCAAUUCUUCCGCUUCAUAUCUCCUUGAUAUGCCUGAAGAAGCUGUUGAUUUUAUGGUCUUGAUUCCGUGGUAUUUGUUCUGCUGCUCAAAUUAUCACAAUGUUGCCCCAAAAAGGAAAUACAUUGCCUUUGUCUCAACUGAGGCCAUAGAGGGAACUCAUGCCUGGUAUUGA